AUGCUGCGCGCGGUGGCGGCUGCCGCCGCUGCCUUCCCGGCGCGGUUCGCCGCCGCGCCGGCCGUGGCGGCGGCGGAGGAGAUGAGGUCGCCGCUGCUCAGGGUCUUCGGGACACUGAGAAGCGGCCGGAGCUCGGCGCUGAGGACGAGGGCGCGCUUCUGCUCCAGUUCCUCCGGGAGCGAUUCCGAGGCCGCGGCGGCGGCGGCGGCGGCGGAGGCCAAGGCCGAGGAUGCGGUUCCCGCGGAGGGUGAGGCGGAAGGCAAGGCAUCCUCCGCCAUCGUGUCCACCAACCCCCGCCCCGAGGACUUCCUUUCGGUCAUAGCACUGCCUCUUCCACAUCGACCACUCUUUCCAGGAUUUUAUAUGCCGAUCUAUGUAAAGGACCCAAAGCUGUUGCAAGCCUUAAUAGAAAAUCGCAAAAGAUCAAUCCCGUAUGCUGGGGCCUUUCUUGUAAAGGAUGAAGAAGGUACUGACCCUAGUAUCGUGGCCAGUCCAGAUUCAGACAAUAAAAGCAUUGAUAAUCUCAAAGGGAAGGAGUUGUUGAAGCGUCUUCAUGAAAUUGGCACACUUGCUCAGAUAACCAGCAUCCAAGGGGAUCAGGUGGUGCUGCUUGGCCACCGACGUUUGCGGAUAACUGAGAUGGUCGAGGAGGACCCACUUACAGUUAAAGUUGACCAUCUGAAGGAAAAUACCUACAAUAAGGAUGAUGAUGUCAUAAAAGCAACCUCAUUUGAAGUUAUAUCAACUUUAAGGGAGGUCCUCAAGACAAGUUCCCUUUGGAAGGAUCAUGUCCAAACCUACAUACAGCAUGUGGGUGAUUUUAACUACCCACGGUUAGCAGACUUUGGUGCUGCUAUUUCUGGUGCCAACAAGUUGCUUUGCCAGGAAGUGCUCGAGGAAUUAGAUGUAGAUAAGCGUUUGAAGUUAACUCUUGAGUUAGUAAAGAAAGACAUGGAGAUCAGUAAGUUGCAGCAAGCAAUUGCAAAAGCAAUUGAAGAAAAAAUUAGUGGGGAUCAGCGACGUUAUUUAUUGAAUGAACAACUUAAAGCAAUCAAGAAGGAGCUAGGUUUGGAGACUGACGACAAGACAGCAUUGUCUGCAAAAUUUAGGGAAAGGAUUGAGGCAAAGAAAGACAAGUGUCCUCCUCAUGUUUUGCAAGUCAUUGAAGAAGAGCUCACCAAGCUACAACUGUUAGAAGCCAGUUCUAGUGAGUUCAACGUAACUCGUAACUAUUUGGACUGGCUGACGGUAUUGCCAUGGGGAAAUUAUAGCAACGAGAAUUUUGAUGUUCAUCAUGCCCAAGAAAUCCUUGAUGAAGAUCAUUAUGGUCUCAGUGAUGUUAAAGAGAGAAUAUUGGAAUUCAUAGCAGUUGGGAAGCUAAGAGGGACUUCCCAAGGAAAGAUCAUAUGUCUUUCUGGGCCACCAGGAGUCGGUAAAACUAGUAUUGGCCGCUCUAUUGCACGUGCAUUGAACAGGCAGUUUUACAGAUUUUCUGUUGGAGGUUUGGCUGAUGUGGCCGAAAUCAAGGGGCACCGGCGUACCUAUGUUGGUGCAAUGCCAGGGAAGAUGGUGCAAUGUCUCAAAUCAGUCGGGACAGCAAACCCUCUAGUAUUGAUAGAUGAGAUCGAUAAGCUUGGGAGAGGGCAUUCUGGUGAUCCAGCGAGUGCAUUGCUGGAACUUCUGGACCCUGAGCAGAAUAUUAAUUUUCUGGACCACUACCUUGAUGUUCCUAUUGACUUAUCCAAGGUUCUGUUUGUUUGCACAGCAAAUGUUAUUGAUACAAUACCUAAUCCAUUGCUGGAUAGAAUGGAGAUCAUUUCAAUAGCUGGUUAUAUAACUGAUGAGAAGAUGCAUAUUGCUCGAGAUUAUCUGGAGAAGAAUACCAGAGAGGCCUGUGGCAUUAAACCUGAACAGGUUGAAGUUACAGAUGCUGCCCUCCUUGCCUUAAUUGAAAAUUACUGCCGAGAAGCAGGGGUUCGGAACCUUCAAAAGCAGAUUGAGAAAAUUUACCGGAAGAUAGCUCUGCAGCUUGUCCGCCAAGGGGUAUCAAAUGAGCCAGCCCAAGUGGCUGUGAUUGCCACAGCAAGCGAUGAACUUACUGUUGGUGGUAGCGAAACAAUGGUGAAAGAUGAGAAUUUGAAGGAUCCUGCUAUCGAAGAUGCCGCCUUGGUCAACAGUAUAAUUGAUCCUGCCCCUGAGGAAGUUAAGGAGGUACCAUUGACAGAAGAAACUCUUGUAACUGAGCAAACUCUACCAGUGGACAAAUUGAACACAUCAGAGGGCAACAAAGACGCAGAGGAAGCACAAGAAGAGGCAGCAGGCAAGGUAGUUGAGAAGGUACUAAUUGACUCAUCAAACCUUGAUGAUUUUGUUGGGAAACCUGUAUUCCAAGCUGAGCGUAUAUAUGAGCAAACUCCUGUUGGAGUGGUCAUGGGUUUAGCUUGGACUUCUAUGGGUGGCUCUACUUUAUACAUUGAAACAACGAAAGUGGAGGAAGGAGAAGGGAAAGGUGCACUUGUGAUGACGGGGCAGCUUGGAGAUGUCAUGAAAGAGAGUGCUCAGAUUGCUCACACAGUUAGUAGAGCUAUACUACGCGACAGGGAGCCGGAGAAUCAGUUCUUUGCAAACUCAAAGUUGCACUUGCAUGUUCCUGCCGGGGCCACCCCUAAGGAUGGCCCUAGUGCUGGAUGUACCAUGAUUACAUCAAUGUUGUCCUUAGCUAUGGGAAAACCUGCCAGGAAGGACCUAGCAAUGACUGGUGAAGUAACACUGACUGGCAGAAUCCUCCCAAUUGGCGGGGUAAAAGAGAAGGCCAUUGCUGCACGGCGAAGCUCGAUAAAGACAAUCAUAUUUCCAUCAGCAAAUAAAAGGGAUUUCGACGAGCUUGCUCCUAACGUGAAGGAGGGUCUGGAGGUUCAUUUUGUUGACACAUACAGUGAAAUAUACGAGUUAGCUUUCAAGGGCGAGUCAGAGACAAGCUAGCAAGCACUUCAGAACAAAAUGUUCAGAUUGCACAAGGACUGAAAACUCAAGAAGUUUGCAGCUUAGACCAUUCAUAGCAACAUCAAGAGUAACUUAUUGUUGUGACCACUUUUUUUCUAGUGCUCAAUGUGGCAAGACUUGAGGAAAUUUUGGUAAAAAUGUUUGUAGCUAGGUAGCUGAGGAGGUAUCUCGAAUAAGAAGAAAUUCUCUUUUGGGGAGAACAAAAACAGAAUGCACAAGUUUUGCGGCUUUUACAAUUUUCCGUGUCUUCUUAUGAAUUGUUAGUUUCUUAAAAGAUGGGAUAUAAAUUUUAGUCUGAUUAUUUGA
Messenger RNA from Lolium rigidum, 3309 nucleotides. RefSeq names its product lon protease homolog, mitochondrial. Gene Ontology annotation, cellular component: mitochondrial matrix. The transcript has 20 exons. Gene Ontology annotation, molecular function: single-stranded DNA binding; serine-type endopeptidase activity; ATP binding. The record is from RefSeq and is a predicted model, not a curated record. NCBI's taxonomy places the organism in Eukaryota, Viridiplantae, Streptophyta, Magnoliopsida, Poales, Poaceae. Gene Ontology annotation, biological process: mitochondrion organization; chaperone-mediated protein complex assembly; protein quality control for misfolded or incompletely synthesized proteins. The coding region runs from base 1 to 2982 and encodes 993 amino acids.